CCAUGUCCCAUUUACUAACAUGGAGGUGGCAUGGUUAAUGACCUGUACUGCAGCCAACCACCAGAGGGUGAUCAAGGGAAUUUGGCUUCACUUUAGUGGAGCUGUCAUGUCGUCCAUCUUUAUUCACAGUCUAUGGGUGAAACAUAAAGUAAUUUUGGCCGUUGUUUAGCUGAUGCAGAUUCCUAUCGUUGCCCCAUUUUUUAAAAAGUGAAUGAAAUGAAUGACGACGUUCUGAUCUGACUCCAUUCAUGAACUGGUCUCCCAUCAGGUCUGAGUCAGAGGCCCACAGUGAUGAUUCCACCUCUGACGGAAGGACAGCUGACCACACUGACCUGCACUGCUCCUGGUCUCUGCUCUGGAUCUGAACCUACAUUCACCUGGAGGUGGCGAGGAAGAGGAGAGAGCAACGCUGACCUCACAGGAAACAUCACGGCAUUCAAAACUGAGAACGUGGCUGAGUUCGCUAAGAGACGCAGCUCGACUCUGUCCUUCUCCCCUUCAGCUGAACAUCACGGAACCAGCAUCACCUGCACGGUCCUCUUCCAAGGAAACGUGAGCACAGAGGAGACGGCAACUCUGAGUGUGAGCUGUGAGUAGAACUUCUUAAUUUCUGAGGGGCUGAAUUUACAACAGGAAACUUUGUGCUUUAACCACAUUAUAUGACUGUGCAACGUCUGUUUAUCUAUCGUAGAUGUGAAGGAAGUCAGAUUAACCCAAAAUGUGUUAGUGAGGGCGAGACUCUGACUCUGAAGUGAAGUGUUGAAGGUUUCCUUCCAUCGCUGAUCACGUGGACUAAAGUUUUUGACCAAAGCAGCAGAAAUGGAACAGGAACAACUCUGCGGAAAACCCCAAUCAAUGACUUGCUCUAUUACAAAGAAGAAAGAGGAACUUCCACUCUCUCUAUCUUUAAUGUCACAGCAGAGCUCAGGGCUCUUGUUUCAAAGGCUUUGUCCCCCCAACUUUUUCUUAGUACAUUAAAUCGUAUGGGCUGGACUGAUGAAGAGGAGUUUCUACUAUUUCAACAUGACUUAAGUGUCCUGUUAAGUGUUCAUAACUUGAUUUAUUUAAAUAGCUCUUCUAAAAACAACGUUACAAAGUGCUCCCGAUAUAACAUAUAUAGUAACAACACAUCAAAAUAUGAAGAUACAUUUAAUAACAAUUAAAAAUGUCUCGUAAUUCACCUGGUCUUGAUGUAAAGGAAAAUGUGUUGUUGACACUGAGGGAAGAAAAACAAUAAAAUCAUAAUGUUCCUUCUUUGAAGAAGAUUCUGAGUGUUUCAGCUGCGGCUUUAUGUUUUAAACAAACAAAUCAGAAAAAAUCUUCCAUAAAAAAAAUUGUCAAUGCAGCAGAAAAAUCUUCUCAUGUAUUUUCUCAGUGAUCCAGUUUUUUCAUUAAUUUGUACUUCUGAUAGUUGAAACAACAGCACAUCAGGAAUUUAUAACCGUAAGAACUUAAAUGAUAUAUUCUACAUUACUGUGUAUAAAGUAAAUACUGAUCAGACCUGCUGGUUCCAAAAAGAAGAAAAAAUUACUCCACAAUAUGAUGUCAUUCAAAAUAAGGUUUAGCAAACCUGAUCAGAAAUAAGUAAAAAAAUGGAACACUUACCCAAAAUCAGUGGCUGUUAGGGUUAACCCUUUUCUAGGAAGAGAAAUUGCUGAGAGAAAAAUUGAAAGUUUCAUCAGGAGAAUCUAAAGCCAGUCUGUUUUAUCUUUUAUUGUUUCAAUGCCCAUUAACUGGUGCGAAAAUACGUUUCAAAACACACACACAUCACGGAGUCGGCAGAGAAGCAGGAGCUUGACGGGAGGAGCUCCGUGAUGCUGAGCUGCUUCAGUCACAGCUUUCCCCCAGUCCAACACUACUCAUGGUACAGGAAGAGUCAGGGAGAGGAACAGGAUGAACUUGUGUCCGAGCAUCAAAACCACACAGUGUACUCAAACCAGUCAGGAGUCUACUACUGCAUCGCUCAAAAUGAAGUAGAUCAAAGUUUGUCUGAUCCCGUCCAUCUGUUUGAACGCGAGUGAAUUUCAAGGCCUUAUAACUGUGUGUUUUAUUGUUCAGGAGACAUGUGGGAGGUUUGUAUCAGAUCAUGUUUUCUGGUUGUCCAUCAGUACAUCCCAUUUCCUACAUCCUUCGCACAAAAACAAAAUAAGAAUCAAGGAGUAAAUGAUUUGAUUUCGGUAGCCAAAGGUGAAGCUCGAUAUGAUGCUCUCUCUCUUUUAGCCACAGGAAACUCUCUGCACAUCCUGAAGUUCCUCGUUCCUGCUCUAUUUGUCCUGAUUAUCAUCAUUUUAAUCGUCAUAGUUUUAAGACUCAGGAGGAAAAAAUCUAUUCAACAAGGAACAACAAACACCAAAUCCCCUUCUGGUUUUUCGGAGCAGUUGAGUCGUCCAGACGCCCCUGAACACCAGCCUCUUCCAGACAGCACGCCUCCGACCGACAUCAACCUUGUUUACAGCCUUUUGAAUCUGCCCCAGGCUGCCUCUGAACAAAACCCCACAAGACAGAAAGCUGGAAACACCGAGGAGGAUUCUGUCAACUACGCUCCUCUGAACUUUAAGAAUAAUCUGAAGAAGAAGCAAAGAAAGGUGGAAGAAGACUCCGUGUAUGCGAAGGUGUCCAAGCCAACACGAGUUAAAAAGAAGGAACCAGAGAACCUGCGGGACUAUGAUGACAUUAGUGAUGCAGCUGCACGUGCACCAACAUCUCCAAAUCUAUUGGACGACCACACCAGUGAAGGUGAAGUGGAACUGAACUUUCCACAGGUGAGAUUCACAGCAACGCCCCGACGUCAGACGACCAACAGAGACUCCAGCAGCUCACACCAAGAUGAGAGUCUUUACUCUAACGUCAGGAUUUGACCCGAGAUGUUCUCGUCCUGCUUUUUACAGCUACCUCGGGCCUGAGGAAGUUUAUAUUCACAAUAAGUCAUCACAGAGAGUCUGAAGAGUUCAUGUGUUAAAUCGUGUUGCCAUUAGGAAUAUUUUAAAACAAGUUAGCAAGAAGGCACAGAAGUUACAUUACUGAGCUAAAAUAUAAUAUAUCAAUAUUUAAAACUGUUAAUUAAAGGUUCUGGAGAAAAUAGUGAACAAAGCUAAAUGUGAGGGAUAAACAGUUUAAAUCCUUAUUUUGAAACUUAAAAUGUAAAUAAUGUGAGUGUAAAAUGAUUGUAUAAUUAACUUUUUAUAUAAUCUAUAUAUAUUUAAAUGACAUGCAGUUAGAUAAGAAAUGCUGAGAAUCACUGCUGAAUGUUUUUUUUUGUGCUUUCCAGUUUUGUGAACUUAAUCCAAAC
Molecule: messenger RNA, 3289 nt
Organism: Pleuronectes platessa (European plaice)
Lineage: Eukaryota; Metazoa; Chordata; Actinopteri; Pleuronectiformes; Pleuronectidae
Exons: 6
Coding region: 2064-2858 (264 amino acids)
Source: RefSeq, a predicted model, not a curated record